AUGUUGCUCAGGCAGAGCCUAGAAAAGAGCAGAAAGCCUUGCGGACCACCACCGAGACCCGGCGUCCGCCCGGCCACCCCAGAGCUGGAGAGCCUGCCCCCGCCGGGCCAGUCGCCCCCGCCUCGUGCCCCCAUCAACGGCAUGUACCCCGAAGAAAGCCGGGGGUCCGGCGAGGUCGUCACGGUGGACUUCCUCGAGGGGACAUACGACUAUGCCUCCCCGACUCCGGCCCAGACGCCGCUUUAUGGCCACCCCACACCAAGCUAUUAUUCGGCACCCCUGGACACCCACGGAUCGCCCUCGGAUGGCAGUCUCCAGUCACUGGGCAGCGGGCCCACCAGCCCACUUGUGUUUGUGCCCACCAGCCCCCGACUCAGUCCUUUCAUGCACCCCCCUGGUCAUCACUAUCUGGAGACCACUUCAACUCCCAUCUACAGGUCCAGUGAGACGAUAGGUCAACAGCAGGUGUCCAGGGACGACCAUUGCGGCACUAGUGACGAGGCUUACAUCAUGGGGGGCUCGGAGGCCGCCGCCAUCGGGGUGAUUGAGAUGGCUAAGGAGACACGCUUCUGUGCCGUGUGCAGCGACUACGCUUCCGGCUACCACUACGGGGUGUGGUCCUGCGAAGGAUGCAAGGCGUUCUUUAAGAGGAGCAUCCAAGGUCACAAUGACUACGUGUGCCCGGCAACCAAUCAGUGCACUAUUGACAGGAAUCGCAGGAAGAGCUGCCAAGCGUGCCGACUAAGGAAGUGUUAUGAAGUGGGCAUGAUGAAAGGAGGUGUGCGCAAAGACCGCGGUCGCGUUACACGCCGUGACAAGCGGCGGACCGGCGCCAUGGAGAAGUCCAACAAGGAGACAGAACAUAGAAAAGGCCACCCACAGGACGUAAGGAGGCAAAGCGGCUACAGAAGUACUAGUGGGGGGAGAUCGUCAGUAACGGAUAUCCCGCCUGACCAGGUGCUUCUCCUGCUGCAGGGGGCUGAACCCCCGAUACUAUGUUCCCGACAAAAACUGAGCCGACCAUAUACAGAGGUCACCAUGAUGGCCAUGCUUACCAGCAUGGCAGACAAGGAGCUGGUUCACAUGAUCGCCUGGGCAAAGAAACUGCCAGGCUUCCUCCAGCUGUCCCUGCACGUCCAGGUGCAGCUGCUGGAGAGCUCGUGGCUGGAGGUGCUGAUGAUCGGCCUCGUCUGGAGGUCUGUCCACUGUCCAGGCAAGCUCAUCUUCGCUCAGGACCUCAUUCUGGACAGGAAUGAAGGCGAUUGUGUGGAAGGCAUGGCGGAGAUCUUUGACAUGCUGCUGGCCACAGCCUCUCGUUUCCGUAUGCUCAGAAUCAAGCCCGAGGAGUUUGUCUGCCUCAAAGCAAUCAUCUUGCUCAACUCCGGUGCUUUUGCUUUCUGCACCGGCACCAUGGAGCCUCUCCACGACAGCGUGGCGGUACAGGGCAUGCUGGACACCAUCACAGACGCACUCAUACAUCACAUCAGCCAAUCAGGAUGCUCGGUGCAGCAGCAGGCCAGGCGGCAGGCCCAGCUGCUCUUUCUUCUCUCUCAUAUCAGACACAUGAGUAACAAAGGCAUGGAGCACCUGUACAGCAUGAAGUGCAAGAACAAAGUGCCACUCUAUGACCUGCUGCUGGAGAUGCUGGACGCCCACCGCCUCCACCGUCCCGUUAGACCCACACAGAUCUGGUCGCCAAACACAGGCGGCGGCAACGGCGCUACCUCCAGUUCAGGAGGCCACGGCAACCACGACAGCCUGAGCAGAGGCCCACAGUUUCCGGGCGUACUGCAGUUCGGUGGCUCCCACCCAGACUGCACAGAAAUCCUGUGA
Nerophis lumbriciformis (worm pipefish) is the source of this 1833-nucleotide messenger RNA. The record is from RefSeq and is a predicted model, not a curated record. Lineage: Eukaryota; Metazoa; Chordata; Actinopteri; Syngnathiformes; Syngnathidae.